AUGUUGUUUCUUAUCGGUUUGGGCCUUGGUGAUGUGAAAGAUGUUACAGUAAAAGGAUUGGAAGCCAUCAAAAAUGCCAAACGUGUUUAUUUAGAAGCCUACACAUCCAUCUUAACCGUAGGCAAAGAUGCAUUGGAGCAGUAUUAUGGACGGGAGAUCAUUUUAGCCGACCGUGACCUGGUUGAACAAGGGUCAGAUGAGAUCUUUGAGGGUGCAAGGACGGAGGAUAUAGCAUUCUUAGUUGUCGGCGAUCCAUUUGGAGCCACUACACACACAGACCUAGUUCUGAGAGCGAAGCAGGAAGGGAUUGAGUACAAGGUUAUCCACAAUGCUUCCAUCAUGAAUGCUAUAGGUUGCUGUGGCUUACAGCUCUACAACUAUGGGGAGACCAUCUCGAUAGUGUUCUGGACCGACACCUGGAAACCAGAUAGCUACUAUGAUAAGAUAGCGUCUAACAGAUCAAGAGGUCUUCACACGCUGUGCCUACUAGACAUCAAAAUGAAGGAGCAGAGUGUAGAAAACCUAAUCAAAGGGCGUAAGAUCUUCGAGCCUCCACGCUUCCUCACGGUACCACAGGCUGCGUCUCAACUUCUUGAAAUUCCAGACAGGAGGAAAGAGAGGGGAGACGACUACACAGCUUACACAGAAGACACAAUUUGCAUAGGGGUUGCCAGAGUCGGUUCCGACACCCAGCGGAUCGUAUCUGGAACGUUACGAGAGCUGACCUCCGUUGACCUCGGAGAUCCUCUGCACUCAUUGGUCAUUGCUGGUCACAUGCAUCCAGUCGAGCUAGAGAUGCUCAAGCAGUUUGCUGUUACCCCUUCUAUUUUCGAUGCAUUGCUUGCAGAAAGCAGAUAG
Molecule: messenger RNA, 858 nt
Organism: Strongylocentrotus purpuratus (purple sea urchin)
Lineage: Eukaryota; Metazoa; Echinodermata; Echinoidea; Camarodonta; Strongylocentrotidae
Gene: dph5
Product: DPH5 homolog (S. cerevisiae)-like
Biological process (GO): protein histidyl modification to diphthamide
Molecular function (GO): diphthine synthase activity
Source: RefSeq, marked validated